AAUCACUUCAGGAACAAUAAUGAAGCCUCCCAGAGUAAAGUUUCCCUUCACCAAAAUCUGUGUCCUUCUGUUCAUAGCCAUCUUGUAUGCAGAGAGUUUCAGUUACAUUUCUUCCAGUUCCAUUUUCAAUUUCAGACCUUGUUCUACAAACAACACCAACCCUAUAUCAAAUUAUAACAAGACAAAAAGGGUGGUUCCUAAUGUUUCAUGGUUUAAUGAUGGAUUCGUUUAUGAGCCUGAGGAGUGCGAUUUUAGCAAUGGAAAAUGGGUGUUCAACAGUUCAAUAAAGCCUUUGUAUUCAGACACUAGUUGUCCAUACGUAAGUAGACCUUACUCUUGUGUCAAGAAUGGGAGGGUAGAUUCUGACUACCGCUAUUGGGAAUGGCAACCAGAAGAUUGCACCUUGCCCAAGUUUAAUCCAGAGCUAGCUCUAAAAAAGCUUCGAGGAAAACGGCUACUAUUCGUUGGGGAUUCACUGCAAAAAAGCCAAUGGGAAUCUUUUGUGUGUAUGGUUGAAUGGAUCAUACCCCAAAACCAGAAGUCUAUGAAACAAGGAACUCAUUCAGUCUUCAAAGCCAAGGAAUAUAAUGCUACCAUAGAAUUCUAUUGGGCACCAAUGCUUGUUGAGUCCAACACUGAGUUUUUUACCAUAAGGGAUCCCAAGAAGCAGAUAGUAAAAGUUGAUUCGAUCAUGGAUCGUGCCAAAAACUGGACUGGAGUGGACAUCCUUGUUUUCAAUACCUAUGUAUGGUGGAUGAGUGAUGCUAAGAUUAAAGCACUAUGGGGUUCAUUUGCCAAUGGAGAAGAAGGGUAUGAAGAAUUAGACGCACAAAUUGCAUACAACUUAGGCUUGAGGACAUGGGCCAACUGGGUUGACUCAACUAUUGAUCCAAACAAAACCCGAGUCUUCUUCACAACUAUGUCCCCAACACACACAAGAAGCGCAGACUGGGGCAACAAAGAUGGUGUGAAAUGUUUCAAUGAGACAAAGCCAAUAGAGAAAAAGAAUCAUUGGGGAAGUGGGUCUAACAAGGGCAUGAUGAGUGUGGUGGAAAAAGUGGUGAAGAAAAUGAAAGUUGCAGUUAAAUUCAUCAACAUAACACAAAUCUCAGAGUAUAGGAUUGAUGCACAUUCCUCCGUUUACACUGAAACUGGGGGAAAACUAUUAACUGAGGAGGAAAAGGGUAACCCACUAAAUGCAGAUUGUAUUCAUUGGUGUUUGCCUGGAGUUCCUGAUACUUGGAAUCAAAUAUUUUUGACAAUGCUAUAACGAAUAUAAGUGGACAAAUUAAUACAUAGAUUCAUGCAUUUUAUUUUUUGUACUUGUUGGUUUGAACAAGUCUAGUAUGGAAAGCUAAGUGAAUUGCU
Molecule: messenger RNA, 1368 nt
Organism: Cajanus cajan (pigeon pea)
Lineage: Eukaryota; Viridiplantae; Streptophyta; Magnoliopsida; Fabales; Fabaceae
Product: protein trichome birefringence-like 3
Cellular component (GO): Golgi apparatus
Molecular function (GO): O-acetyltransferase activity
Source: RefSeq, a predicted model, not a curated record